Phragmites australis (common reed) is the source of this 1099-nucleotide messenger RNA. RefSeq names its product chlorophyll a-b binding protein of LHCII type 1-like. Bases 84 to 884 code for a protein of 266 amino acids. Gene Ontology annotation, biological process: photosynthesis, light harvesting in photosystem I; response to light stimulus. The record is from RefSeq and is a predicted model, not a curated record. Lineage: Eukaryota; Viridiplantae; Streptophyta; Magnoliopsida; Poales; Poaceae. The transcript is spliced from 2 exons. Gene Ontology annotation, cellular component: plastoglobule; chloroplast envelope; chloroplast thylakoid membrane.
GCUGCCUACUUCCUCACCACAGCCUGCAACAGCUCACAAAGCUCUAAGCCAAGUAGCAGCGAAAACCUUAUCGGUGCUCAUCAAUGGCGGCGUCCACCAUGUCACUCUCCUCCACGGCUCUCGCCGGUAAGCUGGCCAAGCUCGCCCCCUCCAGAGUGUUUGGCGAGGGCCGCGUUACGAUGCGCAAGACGGCCGCCAAGCCCAAGCCAACCGCCGCGUCAGGAAGCCCGUGGUACGGCCCGGACCGCGUCCUCUACCUCGGCCCGCUGUCCGGCGAGCCGCCGUCCUACCUGACCGGUGAGUUCCCCGGGGACUACGGUUGGGACACCGCGGGGCUCUCGGCCGACCCUGAAACGUUCGCCAAGAACAGGGAGCUAGAGGUGAUCCAUUGCCGGUGGGCCAUGCUCGGCGCGCUCGGCUGUGUCUUCCCGGAGCUCCUCGCCCGCAACGGUGUCAAGUUCGGCGAGGCCGUCUGGUUUAAGGCCGGCGCCCAAAUCUUCAGCGAGGGCGGCCUGGACUACCUAGGCAACCCCAGCCUCAUCCACGCGCAGAGCAUCCUCGCCAUUUGGGCAUGCCAGGUCGUCUUGAUGGGAGCCGUGGAGGGGUACAGGGUGGCCGGCGGGCCGCUCGGCGAGGUGGUUGACCCGCUGUACCCGGGAGGGAGCUUCGACCCGCUGGGGCUCGCCAACGACCCGGAGAAGUUUUCAGAGCUGAAGGUGAAGGAGAUCAAGAACGGCCGGCUGGCCAUGUUCUCCAUGUUCGGGUUCUUCAUCCAGGCCAUCGUCACCGGCAAGGGUCCCCUGGAGAACCUGGCCGACCACAUCUCCGACCCCGUCAGCAACAAUGCCUGGGCAUACGCCACCAACUUCGUCCCCGGCAACUGAUGAUUCAUUGAGGAUUUUGAGGCGACUCGCGAAUGCAAAUGCAGUGCCUUACAUUUAUUGCUUCAAGGUUCAGAUUGUUUGCCAAAGGGCAAUGGGACAGUGAGGGCUGAGGGGUAAUAAGACAAGCGCUGGACGCAGCUCGCACCUUGUAUUUGUUCGUUCAGAUUGUGUCAUGUGAUACUAUUUGAAUGGUUCAAGCCGUCUUCGUCCUAUGC